AUGGUUUUCGACUCGUCCAUUACUUACCAAGGACAAUCACUGAAUUCCUCAUUACUUCAGGGACCUGAUCUUACCAACAAUCUUGUAGGUGUCCUUUUACGUUUCCGCAAGGAACGCGUAGCAAUCACAGGGGAUAUAGAACAGAUGUUCCAUAUGUUUCGCUUAGACGAAGAAAAUCGAAACUUUGUCCGCUUUAUUUGGUUUGGAAAUAACGACCCAACAAAGCCUCUAAGAAACUACAGAAUGUGUGUGCACCUCUUUGGAAAUUCCCCUUCACCAUCAGUCGCAACAUAUUGUCUUCAUAGAUGUGUAGAAGAACCAUGUGACAGUGAAGUGAAAUAUUAUGUGACUAGAAACUUUUACGUCGAUGAUGGACUGUCAUCCUAUGAUUCAGACAUUGAAGCCCUAGACGUCUUACUGCAAACACAAAAAAUACUCAGGGAGAGAGGUAAAAUCAGAUUCCAUAAGUUUGCCUCCAAUAGUCAGAUCGUCGUGGAUGCUUUGUCACCUGUGGACAGGACUGGAGAUCUUAGUGACGUACAAUUAGAUCUAAAUACUAUACCAUCACAGAGUAGUCUGGGCCUGAAGUGGAACAUAUCGUCAGAUACUUUUACCUUCUCUACGGAUCUCAAAGAUUUGGAACUCGGAUGGGACGAGCUGCUACCCAAGGACAUCAUCUUGCGUUGGCGGUCAUGGCAAAGUUCUCUCCAUCACUUGUCUGAAGUAGAAAUACCUCGAUGUUAUGUUCCAACAUCCAUUAAAAAUGCAGAAAGGAUUGAGCUCCAUACCUUUGCACAUGCUUCUGAAAAGGCCAUAUCAGCUGUCACGUACAUCAAAAUUACAAGAAAUGAAGAAAAUCAUGUAGGAUUCAUUACAGGGAAAUCGAAAUUAGCACCUCACCAUGGACAUACAAUUCCAAGGCUAGAACUUUGUGCAGCACUUCUUGCUACAGAAAUUACUACCUUUGUUGAACGUCAGUUUGAUACACAGAUUGAUGAUAUUCGAUUCUAUACUGACAGCCGAGUUGUUUUGGGGUACCUACAUAACAAGACUAGGCGAUUUCACACAUACGUCUCUAACAGGGUCCAUCGCAUACUCAACAAUUCAUAUCCUGAACAGUGGACUAUUGUCGCAUCAGACCAGAAUCCAGCUGAUAUUGGAACACGCUCUAUUCCUUUGAAUGAAUUAGUAAAAUCUUCAUGGUUAUCUGGACCAAUUAUUUUGAAUGACGACUCGUGUGACCAUUCAUCAGAAUUCCCAUUACUGGAUCCAGAAAAUGACUCUGAAAUCAAAAACACUGUGACUGUUGUUAAAACAAAUGUGUCUUGUGGUUUGAACACAAAUCUUUUCCUAAGAUUUUCAUCCUGGGAGUCUUUGAUUCGUGGACUGUCAUUCAUGCGCAGAUCAAUUCACAGGAAACUCAACCUUGAAGAUAUAAGUCCUACAAAACUGCACAAAGAUAUGGAAAUGAUAUUUAUCAAAAGUGCGCAGUAUGAAGUUUAUAGACACGACAUAGAGAGACUUCAAGAUCACAAAUCAGUUGUCAAAGGUAGUCCCCUACGAAACCUAGACCCGUAUCUGGACGAUGAGGGAUUACUUCGUGUAGGAGGCAGAAUCCUUACAGGAGAUCUAUUGGCCGGAUCAAAUGGACCGAUUAUCAUUCCCAAAAAGUAA
Molecule: messenger RNA, 1674 nt
Organism: Ostrea edulis (European flat oyster)
Lineage: Eukaryota; Metazoa; Mollusca; Bivalvia; Ostreida; Ostreidae
Exons: 2
Coding region: 1-1674 (557 amino acids)
Source: RefSeq, a predicted model, not a curated record